GCACCUUUGGUCACCAAGGUAGUACUCACUGAUCAGUUCCAUCAUCCUCCUUCUUCCAAGCAUCGCUUGCCUGUCUUAGCUAAGUUGCACGCAUGGAUCAGCUGGUGCAGAACAACCAGAGUGGGGGUGGUCACUAUGUCAUGGAAGAGUGCUACCAGCAGGUCGACCUCGAUCAAGCCGUGGACCUGCCGGAGGUCGACGGGAAGUUCUUGACGAAGUUGCUGGAGGACGACACACCACCCUUCGACCCGCUAGACGGUGACGACGUUGAUGGGCUGAGUCGCGUUAUCCGGUCACUUGAGGUCGAGAUCGGUGGCACCACUGAUGGGGCGGCGGCCAUGGUUGACAGCGGGAGCAGGCCCGAAUCAUCGAGCGAGGAUGGUGGUAGGCUCGAGAACAUGUUGCCGGACCUUGAAGGGUACGAAGGUGAGAUGCUUGGGUACUGGUCCGAGGUGCCGUUGGCGGUGCAUGAUGUGGAGAAUUGGUAUGUGUACAUGGAAGGGUGUGAGGGUACCGCUGUAGGAUACGAGCAGGCGAGAGAUCAUCAGUAUUAUUAUGCAGAGGGUUGUGUUGAGCAAGUGUAUAGCCCCUUGUGGGAAUGACUAAAAAAGAGAGAUGUAGAAAUAGUUAGAAAUGAGAAGCCCAGACUCCAAGAUAAUAUCUUUUUUUUCUUGAAGCAGUUGCACAUGGUUUUGUUCUUUGGGAAAAGAAAGCUGCAGAUGGCUUUCUUCAUUUCUCUUUAAGAAAAAUGUAGUUGCUCGUUCUCAUGAUUUAAAUGUUAUUCGUACGUUGUCAUUUC
Phragmites australis (common reed) is the source of this 799-nucleotide messenger RNA. RefSeq lists its product as uncharacterized. The transcript has a single exon. The coding region runs from base 93 to 602 and encodes 169 amino acids. NCBI's taxonomy places the organism in Eukaryota, Viridiplantae, Streptophyta, Magnoliopsida, Poales, Poaceae. The record is from RefSeq and is a predicted model, not a curated record.